CCUAUUGGUGAGAGGGGGCUGCGCGCGUCGCGGCUGCGUCCGCCCCUCGCUAGGCGCCGGCGUCGCGAUGGCGCUGGAGGCGCGGAGGAUGGAGGGCGAGGUGGAGGACGGCGAGCUCUCCGACUCAGACUCCGACAUGCCCGGCGUCGGCUCCCCCGGGGACCCGCAGCAGAAAUCACAUGAUGGCAAUGAUGCAGGCAGACCAUUCCAGAGCGGCAUUUCAUCCUGUGCACCAAGUGUUCCUUAUCGGACAACCAAAAGUGUGGAUUCAAGUGACGAAAGCUUUUCUGAAUCUGAUGAUGACAGCUGUCUGUGGAAACGAAAACGACAGAAAUGUUUCAGCUUUUCUCCUGCUAAAUCUGAGCCUUUUCAGGUUAGCCAGAGACACCAAAAACAAACAGCUCUGGGUGGCAAGAAGGUCAACAACAUUUGGGGUGUGGUGCUCCAGGAGCAAAAUCAGGAUGCGGUGGCUACUGAACUUGGGAUUCUAGGCAUGGAUGGUAGUAUUGACAGAAGCAGGCAGUCUGAGACUUACAAUUAUUUAUUGGCUAAAAAGCUGAUGAAGGAAGCUCAGCAAAAAGAGGCAGAGACUUUAGAUAAAGAACUGGAUGAAUACAUGCAUGAUGACAAGAAAACACUGCCAGUAGAAGAAGAAAAUGGGCAAGGCUUUCUCAAGCGGAAGCGGCCUGUGAAAGAUAGACUGGGUGAAAGACAAGAAAUGAAAUAUAAAGGAAGGUAUGAGAUAACAGAAGAAGAUUCAGAGGAAAAAGUGGCAGAUGAAAUUGCUUAUCGGCUUUGUGAACCAAAGAAAGAUUUAAUUGCCCGAGUAGUAAAAAUAAUUGGGAAAAGAAAAGCUAUCGAACUGCUUAUGGAAACAGCUGAAGUGGAACAAAAUGGUGGACUGUUCAUAGUGAAUGGAACUAGGAGAAGAACACCAGGGGGCGUUUAUUUAAACCUGCUGAAGAACACACCUAGCAUCAAAGAAGAACAAAUCAAGGAAAUAUUCUAUCUGGAAAACCAAAAGGAGUAUGAAAACAAAAAAGCUGCUAAGAAGAGGAGAAUACAAGUUCUAGGAAAGAAAAUGAAAAAAGCUAUUAAAGGGCUUAACCUGCAAGAAUACGACGAUGCAUCUCGUGAGACUUUCGCUAGCGAUACGAAUGAGGCUCUGGCUUCCCUGGAUGAUCUACAGGAGGGUCAUCAUGAAGCAAAGAUGGAACCUGAAGAUAUUAUUGAAAUUGAUAACGCUCACGAUUUGGAGAUCUUCUAGUUACUAAUGUUCUUGAUAACAAAGUCUCUGUAACACAUAUUAAAUGAGCCUUUCUUAUAAUCCCAUGGCUUCUUGUUUUCCUAAGAUGCAGAAACAUGGGAAAUAUUUGAUGCUGAAGAACAUGACAUAGUUCUUAGCUAAAUUUAACAGCAUGAAAGAUGUUAAUUGCCCUGUUAUUUGUUUUCUCAGUCCUCAAAAACUGCAAGAUUUUUCUAGGUAACAGUUCUGCAUCACCAUGUUUGUUCCUUAGGAACUUCUUUUAGGCACAUGUUAGGUUUAGGAAUUCAGGCUAGGUUUUAACCAAAUAUAUCGUAUAAUGUGCUGAAGCUAGCAAAGUUAUCAAGUGAGCAAUGCUCCUUCUUACAGUUGAACAGAAAAAACAGUAUAAAGUUAUCUUGGUACAAAAGAUUGUGUGUUCUUAGUAUGGCAGUCUGUUGACAAGACAACAUAGUGUUUAUAGGAUUAAGACCUGUAAAAACAGAUUGCUUUGUGAAAUAAACUUAAUUUUAAUGGUCAGUGACCUUGGAAUAACAGCCUUGUAAGUAAGCAGUGUUGAACAAUGUAUGUUUCCAAUUUCUGAAGCAGUUUCAUCCUUUGUAUUAUAAUAGUGGCUUGAGCUUCCUACCUGUUCUGUCCUGACUUUUUCCAUUAUUAGACACACACACAACUUAUGCAGAUCUUUUUGUUUGAAAACAAAUAUAACUGAAUGCUUUCUGAGUAGUGAGAUUUUACUAACCUAGGUUCCUCUCUAGGGUCUGUAGACUCUAGCUGCAGGUAUAAACCCUUUACCUUGCAAUUCUUGUUUCCAUGACGCUUCUCACGCGUGUGGUAGGAUAAAGUAAUGUGCAGCUUGCAGAAGUUCUAAAGUUUUUUCUAUGCUGACUCUUAAGAAAACAAUAGCAUCCAAAAGAUGAUUUUUUUUUACCUAAUGGAGAAGACUGUUGUGUAGUUUCUAAAUUCAACUGAAGACUUUUAUGUUAAAUGUUAUUAAUAUAACCGAAGAACAUGUGUGACACUGAUCUGUAUAAUGUCUAAAAUACUUUGUCACUAAUAAGUUUUGUUUUCUGUGACUGGAUGCUAUUUUCCAGUAUAAAAUAUAUCUGAAAUAUUAAUGAAUUAAUUCACUUUCAAAACCAAGAACAAACUUCUGCACAUAAAUUUUGUUCAUUUAGAGUCCUUGGAUUUCAGAAGCAAAGCGUAUCACUAAAACACAUAAUGAAGUUAAUAAUAUUGAACUGUUCAGUACUGUCAAGAGCUGGUAUUUCAAGGACUACAAUAGUUGAAGAAAGAGUUCUUAAACAUAUAGCACAUUCCAUUCUAUGCUUCAUUAGAUUUAAUUAGAGUUUUGACUUCUCUGUGUUUUCCUAUUCAGGUGAUAGAGUUCCCUGUUAAGCUGCUCAUCAGGUGUGAAGCGUGCCUUUGAGGGUAGUAGUUGCUCUUGAUGAAAUAACAAAAGGGUUUGAUUUGUUCAUUAACUUUCCUAACAAACCUAUGAUUGUCAGAGUACUAAACUGAUAACUCACGUAAGGGAAACAGGAUUUUGUACUAUUUAAUUAGUUUGGGACUGUACCAUUUGAUCCUAGUUUGGGUAACUGCUUGGGAAUGUCGUAUAACAAUUUCCUGCAUAGAAUUAGCAAAUUUUAAUGGUGUUUUAAAUAAUUUUUUUAUUGUUAUGUAAUUUGCUGCUAAUAAGCACAGUGUAAUUUUUAAAUGUUAAUAUUUUUAAUGUUCAUUUUUCCGGUAGGGGAUAUUGAAACAAUGUAUAGUCUUCUCUUUAACAAAAGGAAGAUGAUACAGAGUGCCCAUUCCUUCCUUCCAGUGUCUGUUUGACUGACCUUUGCUUAACUUCUGUUUUUUCCUCUGUUUUUGUAUUUUCUUUGCCUUUCAACAAGACUCCUUUCAGAAGGAAGCCUGUUCAAAAUGAUGAGCAACUAGUCUUUGUUCCCAUUACACCAGUGAUUCCUUUUUCCUUACUGCUGGCGUCAAAAAGAUGGCAUUAAGCAGCAGCAGUUGUUGUGUAGCACUGUAGUGUCUGCAGUUGAGCUUUGGUUUGUUACUGGAGCUGCGGGGCUGAUCCUCCCUGCUCUGCAGCCUGGCACAGGCCGCUGCCCUCUUCUCUGGGAUGCAUGUGGUUUUGCCAGUGGUUGGUGGUGGCAGCCUGGUGGUGGCCACAUGAUGAGUCCGUGUGCAACAGAGUGUGGGGCUUGUGUCAGGAAGCCUUGGGUUGGGCAUGGGCAGUGCCGGAGCUGAGGAGCCCGGGGCUUUGGAGUCUGGGGCGGGGAUAGGGACUGAUGCAGGUGUGCAAGGGUGAGAAGGACCAGGCUGCGAUGUUCCUGCAUAUUGCUAAAGAUCUGGCUCUUUACUCUGUAUCUGACUGAGAUUGAUGGAGGGUGUUGAGGUAACGGUGGAGGUCAUUUUCGUCUUCCUCAUCAAACAGUUUUGCAUUCCACCUUCUUUAUUUUCUUCCCCCAAAACUACUGCAAGAGUAGGAAGCGUGGGUAAGGCUAGAGGCUCCCUUUCUCAGCUCCCACAUAGUCAAUUUGUUUAGUCUGUCCUGAGCUGAUGCUUGCAGAGAGAGCAGCUCUAUGGUGCCUGUUAGUCGACUAUGGCUUGCCACUGAAGGGGAUUGUGUGGGCAUUGUUUUGAGUGGGAACAGAUAUGCCUGGCUGUUCAGAUUCUAGUAGCUGAGCUUUUACAGACAAAAAUACAAAUAUAAGGCUUGGGGUCUGUGUUCUUCAGUUUCUCUGUUGGGCAGAUGUGAUAGAGGCAUCAUAUUUACUGCAAAUGUAGACUGCGUACUGCCGGGACAAAUAUCACCCUCUAUUCCUUAAGCUGUAGCAGUGCAAUAAGGCAUCUCUGUCAUGCCUGAAGCAGACAAUGAAAAUGAGGGAAACGUGCUUUCAUUUGAAAACACAAGCUUGUUUGUAACCAAAGACGUUUUUCUUCCUUAUAUCCCAAAUUCAAAUAAGAAAGCAAUGCUUUUUGGUAUCACAGGGAAAAUUUAACUUAUUAAUGAUUCAGUUCUGCAGUGCAUCACAAAAGCAUCACUUUAAGUAUAAUUACAAUAUUACAGAUUCUCCUUCCUCUUCCAAGUAGAUGAUCUUGUUACCUGAAAUAAAAGCUCUUGAAACGAAAAGUAGCUUAGAGAGGAGAUACUGCUUUAUUCGACGUCAGGUGCUGGGGGGGAAAACCCACAAAUCUAGCACACCUCACCAGGGAUAUUCACCCAUUAUUUAUACACAAAAGAGUCUCAUCAUUCUGCCUACCUAAUACAGAACUCCACCUAGGCUGACACAUGCUUUAGUAUGACCAAACAGCCUUUUUGCACAGGCAUAUUAAAUUUUGCUGUGGCGCCAAAACACUUCUGCACAGGCGUGAGCUUCUCAAGGAGACCGUUCCUCACAUUAUCCUUUUAAGCUAUUGAGUCUUCUCAGGACUGUAAAAGUUUACUGUAAGUUUGCCAACUUCUUGAGGAUGAUAAGGAUGUUCCUUGAAGUAGCCACAGCUCUAUCCUAAUCAGUACAGGAGUACAUACUUCAUGCGUAAAAGAACCUUGAAGUGAUUAACCACUUCUUGUUUUCUUGUUUCUUGACAGGACAAGGGGUAAUGGGCACAAACUUGGACAUAGGACGUUCCACCUAAACAUGAGGAAUUUCUUUACUUUGAGGGUGGCAGAGCACUGGAACAGGCUGCCCAGAGAGGUGGUGGAGGCUCUGUCUCCGGAGACAUUCAAAACCACCCUGGACGCGUUCCUGUGCAACCUGCUCUAGGUGACCUUGCUCUGGCAGGGGGGUUGGACUAGAUGAUCACCAGAGGUCCCUUCCAACCCCUACUGUUCUGUGAUUCUGUGAAGAAGGAGAGGAAGGGGAAAACAGCAAUAACAAGGUGGAAAGGUGAUCUGAAAAGUGAAUGAAAAAAGAUGACUACAUGAAUUAUGACAAUUGCUGUUAUGGAGAACUUGAAUUCCUUUUAGUUUGUUGGACUAAAGGUGUGGAGUGGUUGACUGGGUAAUAAAAUUAUGAGGUUUUUUAAAAGGUGGGUUUUUUUCAAUCUGUCAUAAAAUCUUGCUAUGGCAACCUUCAUUACUUAUCCCCUUAACUUAUGUCAUCCUCUGCAGCUGCUGCAGUUUUGUCACUGAAAAGUCUGCCAGAGGCACUUUUUUAAAGCUUAGUUCAAUGGAUAAGGGCUUACUUGGUACCCCAGUCCUGUUCCUAAUUCUUACUGGUCAGCAGCAUGUCAAAGCUAAAAGUCUAUUUCUGAACUAUUGUUGUACCUCACUGAUUCUGGGAAUGUCCAGUCCUAGAGCCUUGGCAUCGUAGUUUGUUCAAGGGAUUCAACAGCCUGUCGGAGACAAUGAUUGGAGUUUCCUAGGGCCUCCUCCUGGAUUCAGCAGGCAGCUGGAAAGCAUGUUGCACAGUGGCAACCAUUGCAGCAAUGGUGGCCUCUUGAGAAUUUGGACCUACUGCAUGCUAACUCAUUUGUGAACCUGCCAGGCCCUAGGAAGUUCUUGAAGAAUAAAGCUUCCCAAUAUCUAGAAAGGACAUAUUUGAAGCUUUCUUAUCUCCUUAUCUGCAAUAUUGAUAGAUGCCACUCCUUCAGAAGGAGGAAGGAACACCCAACUGUGAUAGUUUUAAUAUGUCCCAGCCAAACACAUUUCUAGAAUCAUGAACAUCCAGACAUAAAUACUGACGAAAGACAAAUACUUGCCUCAAGUUAUAACAGGAGACUCUACACACAAGUUAGGUAUUCUAGAUACUAUCUUUUAGCUAAUUUGUAUGUUUGUCUGUUUGCUUUGUUUGAGCAAAGAGACUAAUUCUUCAGUUAUUACAAAAAAAAAAAAAAAGGCAAACCAACAUUUUUGUGCCAUUAGAUAAAUACAGAAAAAUCUUGUGUUGAAAACUUUUCCCUGGAAAGAUUUUUUUUCCCCUUGAAAUCUUAUUUGUGAUUCAGUAUACCAGAAUUCUUGUCCCUUUGAAAAGUAUUCUCAGUUGCACAUUUUUUAUUUGCUCCCUAAUUUUUUCAUUUUUUCUACAAGUUUUUUUUUUUACAUGAUAGUAUAGCUAUUUACAGUAAUUCUUUUAUAUUUGUUGUUUAGUUACCACUGACGAGUUUUUCACUGACAGCCUUCAACCACUGGAAUGUCUCUAUUCAGCAUGCAGAACUUGCUGAAAUAUAUACUGGAGCUCUGGAAGACAGUUUGGUCUUGGAGCACCAGGAAUGACUUUGCCAUGGAGAUUGAAGAAAAAGCCUCCAAGCAAAAAUAAAUGUCUUGGGAAACGUUAAUUGCUGAUUUCCUCAUACAUUCCCUUGUUUCCAGAUACUGGGGAACUGUGAUUGCUCUUGCGUGCAGAAAACUCAUGACCUGCUUUUUCCUCUUAUAAACAAGCUGGAACAUAUGUGUAUAUAUGUGAUGUUUAAAUGCCAUACAAAAUUACAUCAAACUGUUGUGUGGACUAUUUUCUUUACAGACAAAAGUCAAAAAAAACUGCCUUAAUAUUGACCUGCUGUCCUUGUUAAAGAAUAUGAGAACCCAAAAUAUUUUGGACGCAAGAUUUUGGUGGAAAAGCAGAAUGUCCAUGUAGACAUACAGGAGACGGGUAGCAUCCCAGUCCUAUGUUGUCUCCUUCUUGCAAAGUCCUGGUGUCUUUCUUCUGUUCCUCCUCUAUCUGCUGGAAGUGACCCUGUUCAUUUUUUUCUUGUCCUUCUGGAGAUGUUAUUGUGACACACCUUAGCUGUUGUGGCUUUCUUUUUAACUUGUUUAAGCAGUACUCAUAUUUCCCUGCCUAACUGAAACAUAAAUAAAACACUCUUAUCUUCUCUGUAGCAGGAAUAAAUUAUUCCCAAGGCUACUAUAGCAAACUAAGAUUUUCUUAAGGAAGAAUUUCUAAUCUACAGUCCCUGACACUUUUUAAAAGAAAAGCAGGCAAAUGCAGAAAGAUUCUCAUGGGCCAUAAGGGGAAAAUGUGCUGAAGAAGUAAGUGAAGAAUAAGCUGAAGUAAACAAUAGUAUAAAACAAAUGAACUCCACAAACGACAGCAGCUGGUUCCAGCCAUUCAAAUGCCUUCCCUGUAGAGCUGUCAGCCUAAACCAGAUGCGUACAUCAAAGACGAGGUGUGAUUCAAUUUUGGCUUGUGAUUCUCUCACCACCUCCUCAUUGUGGAAAUACCACAUUGUCAAGCUGGAGGGAGGGAAGUGGGAAAUCUAAGGAAAAAAAUUUUGCAAAAGUUUGAGUAUUUCAUAAGUUUUCCAGAAAAUGUUUUUAAUAUCCUGGAUACCUAUUUCGCUUUUGCCUUCCGUGAUACAAGUAAGUUUCUCUAUUGUAAUGUAUGUCUAGAUAAUUUAUUAUUGUCUUUUA
Chroicocephalus ridibundus (black-headed gull) is the source of this 7622-nucleotide messenger RNA. RefSeq names its product phosphorylated adaptor for RNA export (gene PHAX). Gene Ontology annotation, biological process: snRNA export from nucleus. Gene Ontology annotation, cellular component: nucleus. NCBI's taxonomy places the organism in Eukaryota, Metazoa, Chordata, Aves, Charadriiformes, Laridae. Bases 68 to 1267 code for a protein of 399 amino acids. The transcript has 5 exons. The record is from RefSeq and is a predicted model, not a curated record.